Molecule: messenger RNA, 732 nt
Organism: Phragmites australis (common reed)
Lineage: Eukaryota; Viridiplantae; Streptophyta; Magnoliopsida; Poales; Poaceae
Exons: 1
Coding region: 128-433 (101 amino acids)
Source: RefSeq, a predicted model, not a curated record
UUCCUCUCCCCUCCCCCUCUAUAAAAGUCCCCUCUACACCUGACCAACCCCUUUGCAAGAGCAGCAUCACGAGCAGCUUGCAUAGUGUUUCAGAGCAGCUUCGCGGCAGCAGCAACACAAGCACCACAUGAGAUCCUUGGGCCCAACCAUGAGGGUCUGCAUGGCCAAGGCCAACGGCGUUGGCGGCCAGCAGCAGCAGCAGCAGGUGCCGCCGGAGAGGAAGGAGAGCAGCAUCGGCAGGUGCGGCGUGUUCGGCGGCUGCGGCUUCCGGAUGCCGCUGCACUACCCGCGGUACAAGAAGGCGGACUACGAGACGAUGCCGGAGUGGCGCGUGGACUGCCUCCUCCGGGAGUACGGCCUCCCCGUCGACGGCGACCUCGACAGCAAGCGGAGGUUCGCCAUGGGCGCCUUCCUCUGGCCGGGACAGUACUGAAGCUCUCCGGCCAUCACCUUAACUAAAUAUUCAGAGGCUGAGCUGCAUCCGCAUGCAGUCCCAGGAAAAUAUAGCAUGCUAAUUGUCAUUAGGAUACAAACACUAUACACACACACUAAGAGUUCGUAUUAAUUUAUCAUCUGCUUGGAAUGGACAUAUAUACAUAUAUAGGAGAAAGCAUGUUUCUUGCGGUACACUAACACUAUAUAUAUAGCUAUGGAAGGAGGAGUUGUUCUCAGAGAUCAGGUGUCAUGUUUUUUUGUUUGUUUUUUGAAAGAAGAGAUCAGGUGUUAUGUGCU